Suillus subaureus is the source of this 792-nucleotide messenger RNA. Its product is annotated as Der1-like family-domain-containing protein. The record is from RefSeq and is a predicted model, not a curated record. Gene Ontology annotation, biological process: endoplasmic reticulum unfolded protein response. The coding region runs from base 1 to 792 and encodes 263 amino acids. Gene Ontology annotation, cellular component: Hrd1p ubiquitin ligase ERAD-L complex; endoplasmic reticulum membrane. Gene Ontology annotation, molecular function: ubiquitin-specific protease binding; misfolded protein binding. The transcript has 5 exons. Lineage: Eukaryota; Fungi; Basidiomycota; Agaricomycetes; Boletales; Suillaceae.
AUGGCCGAAAUUCUCACCGAAAUUCGAAAAAUCCCGCCAGUGACACGCUUUCUGGUUCUAUCGUCUCUCGGCAUCACCGUCCCAGCCAUUUUGAAUCUCGUACCGCCAUGGAGGCUUGUCUUCAUGUCAGAGGCUAUUAUUAAAGAAUUUGAGUUCUGGAGAUUAUACACAAGUUUCUUCAUCGGAAGUAUGAACCUGAACUAUAUUUUUGAGCUUAUCAUGCUGUACCGCAACUCAAACACGCUUGAAUCAACUCACUACGAGCGCCGUUCCUCCGACUACGCCUGGCAACUCUUUCUGGCUAGUGUCGCUCUGGUCGGCGUGAACCGUCCCAUCCAAUCUUACUCGCAUACCCGCGCCUUGCUUCAUACACUCACCUACUUGAUGUGUUCUCUAUCUGUACCAGGUGCACUAACGAGUGUCAUGGGCCUCAUCACUAUCCCUGUCGCAUACUUCCCAUACGCACUCUUGGGCAUGGACCUCCUCACGGGUGGGACAGGUGCCGCCGCGCAGGGCGUGAGCGGGAUGCUUGUCGGACACGCGUGGUGGUGGCUAGUCUGGGGGCCCGGUAUCGGCUCAGGUGGUGUCGAGCAGGGCAUGUAUGCGGGAUGGGGACGUGCUCCUACGUGGUUGAAGAACUGGUUUGGUGAGCGUAACGAUUAUGGACGCACCGGAAGUAGGAGGGGUGCCGUGCAGGCCUUUGCACCAAGGCAGCGUGCUGAGGAGGCUGCUGCUUCGGGGCGGGUGACGGGAUAUAGCUGGGGGUCUGGAAGGAGAUUGGGGGGGUCGUAG